AUGUCUCAGCUAACUUCUGUAAUUAAAAGGGCAGGACCUUCUUUGCACUCUGCUACUGUUAUAUUUUUACAUGGUUUAGGUGAUAGCGGACAUGGAUGGGAACCAAUUGCUACAGAAAUAGGUGAAAUAAUGAAACAUGUAAAAUUUGUGCUACCAAAUGCACCAAUACGUCCAAUAACUAUUAAUAUGGGUAUGAGAAUGCCUGGAUGGUUUGAUCUUACAACUCUAAAUCUAGAUCAAAUAGAUGGUGGUGUGGAUGAAGAUGUAAAGAAAUUGAUAAAAGAUGAAAUUGACUCUGGAAUUGUUUCUAAUCGAAUUGUUGUUGGAGGGUUUUCUCAAGGAGCUGCAAUAGCUCUUGCUACAGGGGUAACAUCAGAAUAUCCUUUGGCUGGCAUAGUUGGGUAA
Entrophospora sp. SA101 is the source of this 405-nucleotide messenger RNA. NCBI's taxonomy places the organism in Eukaryota, Fungi, Glomeromycota, Glomeromycetes, Entrophosporales, Entrophosporaceae. The record is from the annotation of a GenBank genome assembly.